UGAGAGGUGGUCCAUUGAGGGGCGCUCACGCUCAUUACCGCUUCGCCGGCCGGUCCUGUGCACACGCAUAACGCGUUGCUCACUAGUAGCGGACUUCACCGACGCACUACUGCCUACGAUUUGUUGCCUCUUGUCUCUCAUUACAACAUGGAGAGCUUUUUGAAAAGAUGCAUCUGGCUCGUUGUUGCGGUGAUUUUGGCUGCUGGCAAUAUAAGUUGUGGUGUUGGAAGCAAAAGGCCUUUUACGCCUACUGAUUCAAUUUUGGAUAUUAUCGAUACAGAACAAGUACAAAGGCUAAUUGCGUCUCGACAACGCGCCGAGGAAGCGACGGCUCCUUCAACUUUUGUUCAAAGAAACGAACUUGGUGAAGGCAGCUCUGAGACAAUGGUUGUUUCUGUCCCUGACCAAGAGGAAUCAACAGAGGUACCAAAAGGAGCUGCAUUUCGAAAUAUACUCCGGUCUUCGAAAAACGCAUUACUCGUAACGAAAAAAGAAUAUCUUAAAGAAGAUUGGUGUAAAACCGAGCAGUUAAUUCAAAAAAUUCGGGAGCCAGGAUGUUUACAGGCGACAGUGAUUAAUAAUUUUUGUUACGGGCAAUGUAAUUCGUUUUAUAUUCCAAAAGGGCCACGGCGUCGCGAAGGAAACGACGAACGACCUCCACCUGCGUUUAAAUCUUGUUCAUUUUGCAAACCAAAAAAGUUUACCUGGAUUACUGUUACGCUUCGCUGCCCUGGACAAAAUCCUCCAUUUAGACGCAAGCGCUUACAAAAAAUCAAACAGUGCAAGUGUCUUCCAGUGGGUGUAAACUGAUACGGGUUCGACGACAGACCCUCCGUACAGAGGCGGAUAAUCCGUCUGGAUCUAUUGGUGAUUCGGAUCCGAGGUUUGUGCCUAGUGCAUAUGUAACGAAGAGAUCGGAAAAGCAAAAACAUGGUGUGGUUAGGGCGCUGUAAUGAUAUUGUAUCCUUGUGUUCUGAUUAUGAAUUCAUUAUUACUCGCAUGAUAGUGCAAGCACGAAGCGGACUGUUAAACAUAUUCAGAUCGCGUGCUCUCAUACGUCAAUAGAAAUGACGUAAUGUGAUGCAGAAUGUUCGUUAUAACUUUGUAAUAGAGCGGCAUUAGCUGCAAGUGAAGUUGGAGCUUUAAUUGACUGUAGUGACACUGAUUAAUUCAUAUAAAAUUGGUGACUGGUGACAUUGAGGUCAUUUCAAAAUUAAUUUGAGGGGAACGGUGGAAAAAUCUGUGUUACUUUCGUAAUUAAAUGCGUAGUUCAACUAAACCUACACGUUAUGUUACUCCAGAGAGUAAAUGUGAUAUUAGACGUAGAUGUAUUUGUGCUAUUGAACUCUACUCAGCAGGAUUACUUUAUUUAUUUUAAGUAUCUAAUAUCAUAAAAAUACGCUUAUUAAAAUGUAUAGUUUGCAAAAAGCGAACAUUCAACUUUGUAAAUGUAACGUUCAUACAAAUAAAUGUAUAAAAAUAUUAAUUGAAUGAUCUCUGUUUGCUCUCCAGGCAUAUUUGCAUUUGUUUAUUUAAUAAUAAUUUAUAUAUUGUUCUCUUUCGAGAUGUUUGAUGAGUGUAUCUUGAUAAAGAUAUCACUAAGUAAACCUUUACCCAUUUAUUUUAACCUUAAAAUGUUCGGAUUGUAUGAGUUUUACAUAUUAUGUUUAAUAUAAAAAAAAUGUCUGUAGUAAAAAUAUAUAUUCUUUAAUACAUAGAUAUUAUAAAACUAAAUUUAUAUUUUAACUACUACAUUUAAGUUCAAUGUAGUACAAAAUAUGUACAUAUUAAUAUUUAUAUUUUAUAUAUGUAUGGAUACGUAUACAAAUUAUUUUUAUGUGUUAUAUGACCCUAAAUAAUGAAAUAUUGUAACAAUUGAAAAAAAAUUAAUGAGACAAUUAUUAAAAAAAAUGUGGAUCUAUCUUUUAUACCUUUUGUAAUGUUUCUCAAAAAAUAAGGGACUUAAUUUUUUAUUUUGUUCAAUGUAAAAUGUCUUCUUGCCGAAAUUAAAUCUCGUUAUUUGUUAUUAACAGCCACUGGUAUUAUCAUGGAUCGAUUUUUCAUAAAACAAAAAGAUAUGUGUAAUAAAGAAUUUUCUUAGACUUAAUCUUUUUUUCAAACUCGAGUGUAGCUAUUCUCCGACCAUCCUCUUGAGUAAUUCUUCUAAAAGUGUAUUACCAUAAUUAAUACUUCUUUGUUAAUGAACUUCAUAUAGACAAUGUA
Molecule: messenger RNA, 2223 nt
Organism: Danaus plexippus (monarch butterfly)
Lineage: Eukaryota; Metazoa; Arthropoda; Insecta; Lepidoptera; Nymphalidae
Product: gremlin-2-like
Exons: 2
Coding region: 148-810 (220 amino acids)
Biological process (GO): animal organ morphogenesis
Molecular function (GO): receptor ligand activity; BMP binding
Source: RefSeq, a predicted model, not a curated record